AUAAUAAUUAAUUCUAUCCGACACUUAUUGCCAGACAAACACAAAAUAUAUAUACGCCCCUUUGUGAUUUUGGAAAAAGCUAAUAUGAUCGAAUUAGAUGUGUCUACCUAUAAAAAUCUAUGUAAUGCGAUAAAAAUACUGUAUAAAUAACGAAUCGUUGUCCCUUCAUUUUACAACCUAAUCAAGAUGUGGACCAAAUUACGAAUCGUGGUAUUUCAACUGUGCCUCAUCACUCUGACGCAGGCCACUGAAUACCAGUUUAAAAUUGACGAUGAAGGAGUAUAUCGUCCUUGCGAGAAUCAACCUGGCAAUCCUUCCAACGUAGACGCCCUUCUAGACAUGUCCAAACUGAAAGUAGCUACCCAUGGAGGCGUACUUGAAAUAGAAGGUGAACCUCCUGUCAUUUGGAAAGAUGUCCAGCCUGGGGAUACCAUAACGUUUUUGGGACAAAUUUAUCGCAUGGAGCACAACACUUGGCAGAAAACAAUGUUCUCGGCCAGCAGUAAGAACUUUUGCAGAAACAUGUUCGAGAAGGGACAGCUUUGGUAUCAGUUCUGGACGCAACAUAUCACCAAUUCAGAUGAGAUCAAGACCAAGUGCCUAAACACACCAGGAGCCGUCCUUAAGAUAGAAAAGUACCAGUUGGAAAUGAAGGCAAAUGUGAAUAUACCGAGUUUUGAAGGCCGCUACAAGUUGGUCAUCUUGUUGGAGGCAUUCGACAAGCGCAACACCAAGCGCCCAGUAUCCAUUUGCACCGAGAUCCGCGGCAACAUGGUGAAGGUCUAA
Molecule: messenger RNA, 786 nt
Organism: Drosophila kikkawai
Lineage: Eukaryota; Metazoa; Arthropoda; Insecta; Diptera; Drosophilidae
Gene: CheB42a
Product: Chemosensory protein B 42a
Source: RefSeq, a predicted model, not a curated record